This is a messenger RNA of Myotis lucifugus (little brown bat), 1721 nucleotides long. It is a transcript of the gene PPM1M, whose product is annotated as protein phosphatase, Mg2+/Mn2+ dependent 1M. Lineage: Eukaryota; Metazoa; Chordata; Mammalia; Chiroptera; Vespertilionidae. Bases 113 to 1318 code for a protein of 401 amino acids. The record is from RefSeq and is a predicted model, not a curated record. Gene Ontology annotation, biological process: positive regulation of canonical NF-kappaB signal transduction; positive regulation of canonical Wnt signaling pathway; negative regulation of canonical NF-kappaB signal transduction. The transcript is spliced from 9 exons. Gene Ontology annotation, cellular component: nucleus; cytosol. Gene Ontology annotation, molecular function: protein serine/threonine phosphatase activity.
GUUAAGAAACUUACACCAUCUUUGUCCAGACAUAAGGGACAGCGUGGGGGCUAUUGCCCAGAGGGAGGGCUCCUCGCUGUGCACCUGCUCUGGUCUCUGUGCCCACAGGGACAUGGGUGUGUCCCGGGAGGGUCACUGGUCACUUCCUGGCCUCAGGAUCAUCAAUGCAGAGAAAUCUGAGUUCAAUGAGGAUCAGGCCGCCUGUGGGAAGCUGUGCAUCCGGAGAUGUGAGUUUGGGCCCGAAGAGGACCAGGAGUGGCUGACCUUGUGCUCAGAGGAGUUCCUGACCGGUCAUUACUGGGCACUGUUUGAUGGGCACGGCGGUCCAGCUGCAGCCAUCCUGGCUGCCAACACCCUGCACUCCUGCCUGCGCCGGCAGCUGGAGGCCAUAGGAGAGGGCAUGGUGGCCACUCAGCCCCCCAUGCACCUCAGUGGCCGUUGUGUCUGCCCCAGUGAUCCCCAGUUUGUUGAGGAAAAGGGCAUUAGGACAGAAGACUUGGUGAUCGGGGCUCUGGAGAGCGCCUUCCAGGAAUGUGAUGAGGUGAUCGGGCGGGAGCUGGAGGCCGCAGGCCAAGUGGGUGGCUGCACAGCCCUGGUGGCUGUGUCGCUGAAGGGGAAGCUGUAUGUGGCCAAUGCUGGAGAUAGCAGGGCCAUCUUGGUGCGGAGAGAUGAAGUGCGGCCUCUGAGCUCUGAGUUCACCCCGGAGAGUGAGCGACAACGGAUCCAGCAACUGGCCUUUGUCUACCCUGAGCUUCUGGCUGAUGAGUUCACCCGACUGGAGUUCCCUCGGCGACUGAAGGGGGAUGACUUGGGGCAGAAAGUUUUGUUCAGGGAUCACUACAUGAGCGGCUGGAGCUACAAGUGCGUGGAGAAGUCGGAUCUCAAGUACCCACUGAUCCACGGACAGGGUAGGCAGGCUCGGUUACUGGGAACACUGGCCGUCUCCCGGGGCCUGGGAGACCAUCAGCUCAGAGUCCUGGAUACAAACAUUCAACUCAAGCCCUUCUUGCUCUCUGUCCCACAGGUGACAGUGCUGGAUUUGGACCAGUUGGAGCUGCAGGAGGAGGAUGUGGUUGUCAUGGCAACUGAUGGGCUCUGGGAUGUCCUGUCCAAUGAGCAGGUGGCACGGCUAGUGCAGAGCUUCCUCCCUGGCAAUCGAGAGGACCCACACAGGUUCUCGGAGCUGGCCCAAAUGCUGAUACAUAGCACACAGGGGAAGGAUGGCAGUCCCACCGGGGAAGGGCAGGUGUCCUACGAUGACGUCUCUGUGUUCGUGAUCCCCUUGUACAGCCAGGGCCAAGGGAGCAGUGGCCACUGAGGAUUCAGACACCACAUCCCAAACCACUCAGGCUGGGUGCAAUGUGAGCAUACCUCCACUGUGCUCAACAGCACGCCUGCCUGCCUGCCCCAGACACAGCCCAGGGCUUUUGCCCCCACCCCCACCCAUUUCAAGAGGAGCAUUUAUUUAUACCAGGCAAUCAGAACUGAAGUGUUGAGAACCCAGCUCCCACGGUCCUCUCUUUGGCAGGCAGCUGGAGAACAAAAAGGGGCAAGGAGUCCCAGUUGGCUGAGUGGGGAAUUCCCUCCAAUGACUGCUCCUGCCUCUGGCCUUGCAUCCCAAUUGCUCCUUCCAGUCCCCACCCCAGGCUGAUGCCCCAAUAAUGCCUUUCUUUUGUUGCUCCCCAUCACCUCCCUAUGAUUAAAAGUUUGUGUGCAGAAAA